ACUGCUCCAGGAGUGAACGGAAUAAGUGUCAUUCACACUCAGGCACAUGCCAGUGGCUUACAGCAGGUCCCUCAGCUGGUGCCUGCCGGGCCCGGGGGAGGAGGCAAAGCUGCGCCUCCAAGCAAGCAAAGCAAAAAGAGUUCGCCCAUGGAUCGAAAUAGUGACGAGUAUCGCCAGCGCAGAGAGCGGAACAAUAUGGCCGUGAAAAAGAGUCGAUUAAAAAGCAAGCAGAAAGCUCAAGAUACACUUCAAAGAGUGAACCAGCUCAAAGAAGAGAAUGAACGGUUGGAAGCCAAAAUUAAGUUGCUGACAAAGGAAUUGAGUGUACUGAAAGACUUGUUUCUCGAGCACGCACACACACUUGCAGACAAAGUGCAGCCUGUCAGCACUGAAGCUACCACGACACAUUCUGACAACACAGGGCAGUAGUUCUCCUUCCAGGCGCCAUGGACCUGAACUCGAGAGGUGUGAACACCUGCACCCCCAGUUCAGUGGCUGAGCUUGGUCUUGUUCCAUCUGAGGUUAUUUUCUAGGCUCAGUACUGAACAGUGGAUUAGCCAUGUAAUUUAUCUGGUCUUAAUGAUAAUGGGUCUUUGAAGCACUAAAAGAAAACUUAGGGUUUAUGGUUAAAAUAAAAUUCCUGGACCUUACUAUUCUUAAUAAAUCCUGACUUCCCCAGAAAUGUUUCUUUUUCUAGGAACGGGAAAAUGGAAGGCCAUGUAGAAGGGUUAGGGUUUUAAUGAGACAGUACCUUGGAUUAAGAAACGCUGGAUUCCAUCUCUGUUCCUGGAUUCGUGAUUUUAGUUUAAAUUGUGUAUUGUAAAUUCUAGGGCUUCAGAAACCAGUCAUAAUAAUUUGGCCCCAUUUUAUAGCUAGUAUAAACCUGUGUUUGCAUAAUUGGCAUUGGUUUUCCCAACGAGUACGUCUAUAUUUUUUAAAACGACUUCAGGCAAAGUAAAGAAACCCCAUUCAGGUCACAUCAGAGAGGUGUUUAAAAAUACAAAUUGCAUUUAGGAAGGAAAGAAGUGGUUUUGUUUUCCCCCCGUGUUUGUUUUAAAGGGCAUAGAGAGAGGAGGAUUGGACUUUGGGGUCCUUUGCUUUAUUGGAAGGAAAGAAGUGGUUUUGUUUUCCCCCCAUGUUUGUUUUAAAGGGCAUAGAGAGAGAAGGAUUGGACUUUGGGGUCCUUUGCUUUAUUGGAUUAGCAUUAUCUUGAGUCCUAAAAAAGUGUCUACCUGUACUGACAUUUUAGUUUCUGUGAAUGCUAGUAAAAGUAACAUUUGUUGGGCGGGGGGAGCACCUUUAAAAUUUUUUUUUUUUGGACAGCCAACUUAGUAAAUAAAAUGCCUUGGCUUGAUGAUACAGACCAUGCUUUAGAAAACUAGUUUAUGCUGACAAAGAUGUCACAUACCUUUAGUCCCAGCCCUCUGGAGGCAGAGGGAGGUGGAUCUCUGUGAGUUCAAGGCCAGCCUGGUCUACAAAGUGAGUUCCAGGACAGGCAGUGCUACACAGAGAAAUCCUGUCUCAAAAACAAACAAACAAAAUGAAUACUAAUUCUUUUGGUUUUUCCUGUGUUGAGAAUAACUGCCAAGGGGGCCAUGAUUUUUAAAGGCAGGGUUUGUGUGUGUGCAAGUGUGAAGAGGCACGCUUGGGCCUUUGAUCCCUACUAAAUGAUUACUAGAAAAAUGUAUCAACUUCAUGCCGUCUCUCAAAAGAAUAGUCAAAGAAAACUUGAAAGUAUAAGGUUUCAAUCUUUAAUUUAUUUCCUAAAUCUGUAUUUUUCUUUUUUUGAGGCAUUUCUUUUCUAGUUUAAUGGGGUGUUUGUUCUUCCAGACUUAAUGUUUCAUUGUCUCCGUGUAUCCAUUAGUAUGCUUUUAUGUUUUGUAUAAAUUAUUUUAGAGAGAAAAUGCUGAUGAAACUCAGGAUACUGACUUUUUUGUUGUGAAACUGAAAAGCCGAUAGGGUGUCUCUAGGGGCUCUACUUUUAUCAUUGCUGUAGUUUAGAUUGUCUUUGGAACUUCGUGGGUUUUGCACAGUUCCUGGCUAAAAUUUGUUGGUUCCUGAGAUGGUGACUAAAACCUGAGUCUUGCAUGAUUACAGUUUGUGUUGCCUGGAA
This is a messenger RNA of Cricetulus griseus (Chinese hamster), 2113 nucleotides long. Lineage: Eukaryota; Metazoa; Chordata; Mammalia; Rodentia; Cricetidae. The record is from RefSeq and is a predicted model, not a curated record.